AUAGGAAGACCUGAUCAAUUUCCAACUGAUGCAGAGCGGAAAAAACCCACUCCUGUGUGACGCAGCCCAGAGUGUGUUGAAUAUGGGCUACUUGCCACGGGUAGUCAAAAAAUGUCUCGACGAGCUUCUGAAACUUGAAGGCUGGCAUUCAAUGAGUGGGAAGAAGUUAAUGAAGAUAAUAAUGGAUAAGGAAGAUGUGGGAGACCUGGAUCCUGUACUGUCAGUGGUUCCCACUCAAAGACCGCCCAAACGAAAAUGUACCGAAAUGUCUGUGCCAAAACCAAAAGCUGUUCUGGAGCAGGAGAAUGCUGCACUGAAGGAGAGAACUACAUGUAAAAUAUGUCUCCUAAACAUUGUAUCUAUUGUUUUCCUGCCGUGUGGACAUCUUGUUAGCUGUGCCCAGUGUGCUCCCGCUCUCAAAGUCUGCCCUAUCUGCCGUGGGCCUAUGAAGGCCACGGUUAGGAUUUCAUUUGCUUAACCAAAACAAAUAUGAAUACACAGGGGGUUGACACGUUACUAUGACCCAUAAAUAACCCAGUCCAACCCCUAGACCUUAUCAAAAUUGAUCACAGGGUCUAACUCCUAAAUCACUUAUCGACAAUAAUAAGUGAUCCGGGGUCAGCCCUAUGGUUAGUUUUUCAUUCUGGGUCAUUGGAUCAUGUCAAGCCCCUGUGUAUAUACACAGGAACUUUGAACAUAAUUCCAACCCACAGUUGAUAUGAAAAAUGUAUGUAUAUGAUACAUGUUAUAUGAACCAUGGGUGGGGAAAUGUCCUAAUCCCUGUGUAUAAACUCUGUUGACAAUUUAUUGCUUGUUUUUUAUGUAUUAGCAAUUUUAAUGGGAUUACGGAUGCUCAAUGCAAUUUCAUCAUUUUCUGUUGUUACCUGAUUAUUUACAAAACUGUUGUUAACUGAAUAAUUUAUCAGAAAUUGAAAUGUAAAUUGCAUAUUCUAGUCAAAAUAAUGUCUCGUUCAACCUCUGCUUCAUUCGAAUCUGAACAAAAAAACUAGUAGAUCUCAUUGCAGCGGAUGGAAAAGCAGCACUCUGAUUGGUCAAGACCAAAGGUUUACGAGACUGGCGAUAAUCAGAUAAAUCACAGGUAAAAGUGUAAUAAAUGAUCUAUAUGUAUAAUAUGAUAAAACAUAUACACAGGUAACUCUGGGUAGACUAGAUUACCUGGGAAAGUGUGUAUUGUUUAUAUAUGUAUAUUUAGAUUUUUACCUAGUAUACUAUGUUGUGUAUAAGGAGUAUGUAGAUGAGGUUAGUUAUGAUGAAUAUUUGGUCCUGUCAUUCAUGAACACGGAAUUCAAAAUUGUCACCAGGUUGUCAACAUUGAUUUUGACAAUAUCCAAUGAAAGGAUUAUUAUCACUUUUUCUAAACAAAUAGAAAAUGGACAAUAGUUAUGACAUCAUGAAGUCAGUGAAAAUCCAACAAGAGGUCAACUGACUAUAGGUUAGUCAUUGGGUCAAGGGUCAAGGAAGAAUCUUUUAACUCAGACAUUUUGAUGCUAUAUUAUGGAGUUAGCUGCAGAAGUUGAGUUGCAUAUUCUGACAUUGCAGCAAAGCUGACCAAAAAUCAAGGUUAUUGGGUCAAAGGUCAAUUAGAUCCAACUUUGAGGCAUGAUAGAAGCAAUGCUGUAUUGAAAAAUGAACAAUCGGAAUAGCAUCAAUCCAAAAUACCAUAAUACCCCUCUCUACAUCAUGUUAUUGUCCACAUACAUUUGUACCCCCAAUCACAGUAUUACUCUAUGAAGUGCAUCCAGUGUAUCUUGUAUCAAGAAUCAAGAGAUAGAAAAAAAAAAAAAUAGAAAAAGAAGAAUGAAAAUAAUGCCAGUUUCUUUGAAAGUGUGUGCAAGUUUGAGCUGAUAAAUGUUCAUAAUGCUGUUUGCAGGGCGGUUACCAUAGCUUUUCCUCUUAUUGUUGAUUUAAAGAAAAUGAACAGGACACAAUUUUGCUAUUUCGUCAUGACAAAUAAAAAAUAAUCAUAUUAUUUUAAUCAUCAAGUAUUUAGUAGAAUGAUUUUAAGCAAAGUUUUGUGCUAAUCUGUGUUAUUAUCAUUUUCCUACAUAGUUUUCGGGACCUCCUGGACAUCGUUUUUGGUCCAAAUUUUUCAUGAGCAAAAUAUAUGGAUAGACGUUUUUUUCAGCAUUUUCAGCCUAAAAAAGUAAAUAACACUGGUGCGCAAAUUACACAGGUUUUUACAGUAAGCGUCCUGUGGGUGUAAAUAUCGCUAAAUGAGGCUAGCUUUUAGAUUGAUGUCCUAUAUAUUGACCUGACUACCCUUAUCCCACAUUUGAUUGCAUUACACCACAAUACACUGAUAACGUGUAUCCGACAAUGCCCUUAUCUAGGUGACAAGUUACAAUAUGCUACCGGGCAUGAUACCACACACUGUGGUCUACCGGGCGUGAUACCACACACUGUAGCUCUACCAGACGUGAUACCAUGUACCGUAGAGCUACCAGGCGUGGCACCACACACUGUAUGUCCCAGGGCGUGGUACCACACACCGUAGGUCUACCGGGCGUGAUGCCACACACCGUAGGUCUACCAGACGUGAUACCACACACCGUAGGUCUACCGGGCGUGGUACCACACCAUAGGUUUACCAGACGUGAUACCACACACCGUAGGUCUACCAGACGUGAUAUCACACACCGUAUGUCUACCGGGCGUGGUACCACACACCGCAUGUCUACCGGGCGUGGUACCACACACCGUAUGUCUACCGGGCGUGGUACCACACACCGUAUGUCUACCGGGCGUGGUACCACACACCAUAGGUUUACCAGACGUGAUACCACACACCGUAGGUCUACCGGGCGUGGUACCACACACCGCAUGUCUACCGGGCGUGGUACCACACACCCUAUGUCUACCGGGCGUGGUACCACACACCGCAUGUCUACCGGGCGUGGUACCACACACCCUAUGUCUACCGGGCGUGAUGCCACACACCAUAGGUCUACCGGGCGUGAUACCACACACCGUAGGUCUACCGGGCGUGAUACCACACACCGUAGGUCUACCGGGCGUGAUACCACACACCGUAGGUCUACCGGGCUUGAUACUUCUGUGGUAAAAUCCCUAUCUUUUUCUGGGCAUCAUACACUCUUCUCAUUUGUAAAUAAAAUUUCGGAACGCAUAAGUUUACCUGAGAUUUUAGUUGAAAAUUUUCUUUUUCUCAUUUGUAUAAAUACCUUUUAGGAAGACAGUAAGUUUAUCCAUGAUUUUAGGGGGCAAUGGUUUGUUUCUCAUUUGUAAAUACCAUUUUGGAAGACAGUUAGUUCACCCAUGAUUUGUUGGGAAAAUGUUUGUUAACAGUUUAUUUAUGUUUAUUUCUAUAAUAAUUAAUGAUCAUAAUAUGAUAAUUUUUUUUUUUAAUGUAUUUACAUAAAUCAUAAGAAAGCUAUAAAAAUAACUGACAUUAGUAUUAAACAAACGUACAUGGUAUAGUUCUGUAUUGGUGAUAAGACUAAGUUUUUACUUAAAGGUGCUAUUCAUAGCUUGUAAGGCUUUCAUAAUCCACUUAUCAUUAAAACUUACAGAGGAGGGUGAUUAUUGUACCUCAGUGAUCAGUUACUAGGCAACUUUAACUACAACUGUGCAUUGUUUGUUUAUAUAUCACAAUAUUAUUAUGAUUUAUUUACACAUUAAUUCAUAAAACUUUUUACUGAAGUUUUGUUUUCUUUAAAUUCUUACAGUUAACUGCAUCUUCAAUUGUUAUUGGCUUUAACUGUCCGCUCAGUUAUAUAUAUAAAAUUGUCUUUCAAAAUAAAAAUGCAGCAAAAAAUCGUUUAAUUAUACAUGUAUAUGAAAUUGUCUUUCAAACAUCACAAUGCAGCAGAAAAUCUGUAGAUGUUCAAAAGUUUGUUUGCAGGGUUCAGUUAAGGCUUAAAAAUAAUGUUUUAUUUUGUUGUGUGCAAUUAUUAUAAUCUGAAUUGGAAUAUCUUGAUAUCUGUACAUGUAGAGUAUUGUCAUUUUCAAUAUUAGAAAUAAAUAUAAAAUAUCGUGAGUAUUUCAUGUGAGA
Messenger RNA from Pecten maximus, 4030 nucleotides. RefSeq names its product baculoviral IAP repeat-containing protein 7-like. Gene Ontology annotation, cellular component: cytoplasm; nucleus. NCBI's taxonomy places the organism in Eukaryota, Metazoa, Mollusca, Bivalvia, Pectinida, Pectinidae. Gene Ontology annotation, molecular function: ubiquitin protein ligase activity; cysteine-type endopeptidase inhibitor activity involved in apoptotic process. The record is from RefSeq and is a predicted model, not a curated record. The transcript is spliced from 3 exons. Gene Ontology annotation, biological process: positive regulation of protein ubiquitination; regulation of cell cycle; negative regulation of apoptotic process. The coding region runs from base 29 to 478 and encodes 149 amino acids.